CGCACUAUCCAAACCACUCAUAGUUGUUCUGUCAGUGUCACCUUUCCUAAAUUUCUCAAAUUCCCAAUUUUUCUGAACAAUCAUGGGUAGCCUUGAAGCAGAAAGAACAACUGUUGGUUGGGCUGCAAGAGACCCUUCAGGGAUUCUUUCUCCCUACACCUUCACCCUCAGAAACACUGGCCCUGAUGAUGUUUACAUCAAAGUUCACUACUGUGGAGUUUGCCAUACUGAUGUCCACCAAGUUAAAAAUGAUCUUGGCAUGUCCAAUUAUCCCAUGGUUCCCGGGCAUGAAGUGGUUGGUGAGGUACUUGAGGUUGGCUCCGAUGUUACCAGGUUCACAGUGGGUGAAAUUGUGGGAGCUGGCCUCCUUGUUGGAUGCUGCAAAAAAUGCACGGCAUGCCAAUCUGAUAUUGAGCAAUACUGCAAAAAGAAAAUCUGGAAUUACAAUGAUGUUUAUGUAGAUGGAAAACCAACACAGGGUGGCUUUGCUGAAACCAUCAUCGUUGAGCAAAAGUUUGUUGUGAAAAUUCCAGAAGGGAUGGCGCCAGAGCAAGUUGCACCAUUGUUGUGUGCUGCUGUGACAGUGUAUAGUCCACUUUCACAUUUUGGGCUGAAAGAGAGUGGUUUGAGAGGUGGAAUUUUGGGGCUUGGAGGAGUGGGACACAUGGGGGUGAUAAUAGCAAAGGCAAUGGGUCACCAUGUGACUGUGAUAAGCUCUUCAGAUAGGAAGAAGAAAGAAGCAAUUGAGGAUCUUGGAGCUGAUGCAUAUCUGGUCAGCUCAGAUACCACUAGCAUGCAGGAAGCUGCUGAUUCACUUGACUACAUCAUUGACACUGUGCCUGUUGGUCACCCUCUUGAGCCUUAUCUUUCAUUGCUCAAACUUGAUGGCAAAUUGAUCUUAAUGGGUGUGAUCAACACCCCUCUGCAAUUUAUCACACCCAUGGUCAUGCUAGGGAGGAGGUCAAUCACUGGAAGCUUCAUUGGGAGCAUCAAGGAGACAGAGGAGAUGCUAGAGUUCUGGAAAGAGAAGGGUCUGACUUCCAUGAUUGAAAUAGUGAAUAUGGAUUACAUUAACAAAGCCUUUGAGAGAUUGGAGAAGAAUGAUGUGAGGUAUAGGUUUGUUGUGGAUGUCAAAGGCAGCAAGCUAAUUGAUCAGUGAAAGCUUACAAACAGGAAACACCAAAUGAAGUAUGGACAAGUUAAUUAAGGCUAUAUGGUCAUACGCAACUUUUCGUGUGUUUGUAUUAUUAUUUCUAACAAUAUUGAAGAGAAUGCUUUAUUUUCCUAUGCUAUAUUGUUCAUGUCAAACUCUCAGGGAAAGCAAAAGAUACCAAACUUCCAAUUUGGCUA
Molecule: messenger RNA, 1350 nt
Organism: Lotus japonicus
Lineage: Eukaryota; Viridiplantae; Streptophyta; Magnoliopsida; Fabales; Fabaceae
Product: cinnamyl alcohol dehydrogenase 1
Exons: 5
Coding region: 83-1159 (358 amino acids)
Biological process (GO): lignin biosynthetic process
Molecular function (GO): cinnamyl-alcohol dehydrogenase activity; zinc ion binding
Source: RefSeq, a predicted model, not a curated record